GUCGCAUACAGUAAUCCGCGACUGCUUGUGGUGUAUGGUCGCAUUGCUGAUGUUGAGCUGGCUUUGGUGUCCGGCCACUGCCCCACUUCUGUCGCGCCGCAAUCUGAGCGCGACCAGUGGUGGACCACCCUCGGCGACCGUCUGUCGGCUCUUCCAGCUGGCGUUGUCCCUCUCCUCAUGCUCGAUGCUAACGCCCGUUUCGUCCUGCAAGAGCUUCUUGAGAUGCCUGGCAAUGACAAUGCCGACCGACUUCAGCGUGUCUUUGCAGAGCAUGGCUUGGACAGGACCAGGGCAUAUGACCAGUAUGGCAACCAAAGGGCCACCUGGCUACCUCCGGCUGGAACCGAAGACAGCGCUGUCUGUAUUGACUAUUUAGGAUGGCCAAGCACGUGGCAUGAUAGUGUCGAUGACAUUGGAGUCGUCAACCUAGAAGAUGAACAUGCUGGCAUCGACCACUCGCCGGUUGUUGCAUCUGUUCAUGUCUCCCUUGUCAAAAGUGCACAGCGCCGAGGGGGUGUCAACAGGGCUGCUAUGCGUACGGUUGAGGGGAGGGAGGUGGUGCGUGGUAUCUUUGCCAGCGCUCCGUGCAUCCCAUGGGAUGUACAUGUUGAUGACCACAUCCGACUGCUGAAUGUGCACUUUCAGCGUAGCCUCGCGGCAGCUUUCCCGCAUCAGCAAUCCCCGUGGCUCAUUGCGCAGUGCUUCGCUGCUUGGCGUCGAGGGCAGGGUGACCCGGAUACCCUAUGCCAAGGGAUCAAGCGAUUCGACAAGGCGGCAGCCGCUCACAUACUUGUUAUGCGCGCGCUUAGCAACCAGGCGCGUGCCAGCGGACGACAAGAUGAGGCAGCCUUCACUAGACGUGUCUACGCAGAAGCACGAUCCGAUGGCCCCGCCGCCAUUGCCAAGCAAAUUCGCACUGUGCUUAAGCGUGGCCGAGGCGCGCGGGCUGCCCUGCCCGUCGUCCUGCAUACCAGUGCGGGCGCCCUUCGCGAACCGUGCGAGGUCAAGGAGGCUUUCGCAAGGCAUUUUGCCCAGUCUGAGCAAGCUGUUUCAAUGCCCCUUGCUCAGAUAGGCAAGUGGUUUGUCGCAGAUUCCGGGGGAAUUCUACCAGAGUUGCCCGCUUCAG
Messenger RNA from Symbiodinium necroappetens, 1126 nucleotides. Lineage: Eukaryota; Dinophyceae; Suessiales; Symbiodiniaceae. The record is from the annotation of a GenBank genome assembly.